Triticum urartu is the source of this 868-nucleotide messenger RNA. The record is from RefSeq and is a predicted model, not a curated record. Lineage: Eukaryota; Viridiplantae; Streptophyta; Magnoliopsida; Poales; Poaceae.
UCUGGCUAUGCUCCGUUCAUCCUGAUCUCAAUCCGUUGUCCUAGUCAGAGCUUCCGUAAAACAAAAUUAUCCAAAAGAAAAUAGGAAAAACCUCGCUUCAUCCGCCUCUCUGUUAUACACUCCCCGUAACCCCCCUGUGCUUCUACUGUGCUUCUGGCCAUGGCCGCCUCGCCGCCGCCCUCGCGAUUUGGGCCCCCCUUCCUCCCCCUCCUCCUCCUCCUCCUCGUCGUCGGUUACUUCACCGCCUCAGCAUCAGCGGCGGGGGAGCUGAGCCAGGUGGUGGGGAGGGGGGCGGAUGGGCCCUACUUCGAGCCUUUCAACGUGAGCUACGACCAUCGUGCGGUGCGCAUCGGCGGGCAGCGGAGGAUGCUCGUCUCAGCAGGAGUACACUACCCCCGCGCCACACCCGAGAUGUGGCCUAGUAUAAUUGCAAAGUGCAAGGAAGGUGGUGCAGAUGUAAUUGAGACAUAUGUCUUUUGGAAUGGGCAUGAACCAGCCAAAGGUCAGUAUUACUUUGAAGACAGAUUUGAUCUUGUGAGAUUUGUGAAGCUGGUUGCUGCUGAAGGCCUAUUUUUUCUCCUUCGUAUCGGCCCAUAUGCUUGUGCUGAAUGGAAUUUCGGUGGUUUCCCAGUUUGGUUACGUGAUAUCCCUGGCAUAGAAUUUCGUACUGACAAUGAGCCAUACAAGAAACGAUGUACAGUUACAACACUGAUUUUAGUGGGAGGAGCAUCCUCAAGCACUCCUUAACCACUAAGCCGUAUAAAUGUUUCAACAGGCUGAAAUGCAGACUUUCGUGACAAAAAUUGUAGACAUGAUGAAAGCCGAGAAGCUUUAUUCUUGGCAAGGUGGUCCCAUUAUAUUGCAGCAG